Varanus komodoensis (Komodo dragon) is the source of this 1358-nucleotide messenger RNA. It is a transcript of the gene RARRES1, whose product is annotated as retinoic acid receptor responder 1. The transcript has 6 exons. Bases 68 to 904 code for a protein of 278 amino acids. Gene Ontology annotation, molecular function: metalloendopeptidase inhibitor activity. Lineage: Eukaryota; Metazoa; Chordata; Lepidosauria; Squamata; Varanidae. The record is from RefSeq and is a predicted model, not a curated record.
UGCCGGCCCGGCCGCGGCGCAGAGCCCCGCUCCGCUCCGCUCCGUCCAGGCACCGCUCGCCCGCACGAUGCCGCGACUGCCGGCGCCUCUCCUCCCGCCGCUGCUGCUGCUGCUGCUGCUGCUCUGCUCCUCGCCCCUUUCGGCCCGGGACGCCGGGCACGGCAGCUGGCCCGCGAGCAAGCUGAUCCGGCUGGACCAGCUGCUGCCGCAGGCGUCCGGAAGGGCGCCCGUCGCCUCCGACUCGCGAGUGACGCGGGCCGCCCGGACGGCCGUCCAGUACUUCAACUACUUGCAAGGGUCGCCAAGCUCCCAGCGGGCGCCGGGCUAUGUCAAGAAGGCUUCGGUUAAGACUAUCCCAGGAGUUGGGCGCAAAUACUUCCUGCAGUUUUCUACAAAAGAUAUUCAAAGUGGGAAAAAUCUAGGGACGUGCCUUGCAACAGUGUUCUACCUGAAGAAAAAGCCUAAGCCAUUUGUUGAAAUGCAGUGCUUACUCAACAAAGAGAAAGAACAGCGCCUGCAUGAUGACUUCGGCUUGUACCUUAGCAUCAGAGAUAGUAAUGAGCCCCCCCUCGAGCAUCUGUGGGCUUUGGCCAGCAUUGGCAGCAGUUACAUUGCAUGGGAGAGGUCAACUGAAGACUUUGGUUACAACAUGGCACAAAUCAAGAGCAUGAAGCAGUGGAGAAGAGCUGAUGAUGCACUUGAGUUUGACUACACUGUUCUGCUUGAUAGUGAUGCUUCUGAGCCUCUUUCUUGCCAUAUGCGUGUUAUCUGGCACCUGGAGAAGCCUCUGAAAGUGAAGUAUGACUGCUCUGUGGAAGAGGGAUCAUCUGAAUCUGCUGAUGGUUCUGGCACAGAACUGGGAUCUGCUAGUGGGUUUUUCAUGGAAACAGAAAGUAAUUUUUAAGCAGGAGGAAUGCUUGUGUUUAUACAGGUGUAAACAUUUUUAUAAUGGUGUGGAGCACCUAUUGUUUUAAUAUUCCAAAAUCAGUAUUGUUAUUAUACUUCUAUAUAAAUCAUUGCAGUAUAUUUGCAAAUUUUGCACUAGUCAUUCUGAUCCACCAUGAAUAUAUUCUUUUCUAGGUAACUUCAUGGACAAAAAAGUGUUUGUUUUUUGUUUUUGUAUCUUCCUAAACCACUGUUUGCAGAUCCUUUAAUAUAUGUAAGAAGAACUACUGAUUUGUCAUCAAAUGCUGGAACUAGGGAUAACUUUGUAUGAGACAAAUUUUAAUAUAUAUCUGAAGAAAAGUCUUGAAGUUUUACAAACCACCAUUUUAGUGAAAUAUUUGAUAAAAUAUUUUAAGUUUUGAAAAGCAGUAUUUGAAGCUCUUAACUUAUCUCCAAUAAAAUGAAUAGUGGUA